Molecule: messenger RNA, 3315 nt
Organism: Crotalus tigris (Tiger rattlesnake)
Lineage: Eukaryota; Metazoa; Chordata; Lepidosauria; Squamata; Viperidae
Gene: GPSM3
Product: G protein signaling modulator 3
Exons: 5
Coding region: 241-825 (194 amino acids)
Biological process (GO): regulation of inflammatory response
Molecular function (GO): protein binding; GTPase regulator activity
Source: RefSeq, a predicted model, not a curated record
AGGCAGGGCUGAGAGAGAGGCAGCGAGAGAGACAGCGGAAGCAGCCGUAAGAGAAUGAGCUGAGAUGGAGGAAGGCCAGACGCCAGCAAAGCCAGAGUGAGAGCGAAGGGGAUGAGGAAUGGGGUUCUGCCGGAAACUGCCAGCCGCGUGAAGGCAAGGGGACCUGAAAGCAAACCAGAAAAUCCUUCCACGUAGAAGAGUCUUCAGACAAUCCGUUUGGAGCAAGUUAAAAAAAAAACCAUGGAGCACGAAAUGGAUGUAAUAGAAAAAGAACAGACACCAAAGAGUGAUGCUUCAGAUGCAGGAACGGCAGGAAAACAGAGCCUCACUUCUCAUGUUGAAUUCAGCACUCUUCCAAGCCAGGGUCCUGUUCUGCGCUCAAAGCAACGAGUUCAGAAGCACGCACUUGUCCGUCCCUGGAAAUCGCUGCCCCCUACUCCUUCGGGAUUACUGGAAAAAGACCAGAAAGUCUUUUUCUCUUCUCUGACUUCGCUCCAGGCUGAAGAGUUUUUUGACAUGGUGGCCACAAUCCAGGCCCGGAGGCUCAAUGACCAGCGGGCUGAUUUUGCCGGGCCUGAAGCUGCGAGCGAAGAGAAUCCUGGGAUAUCGGAAGACCAACUCUAUGACACUAUUCUAGCUCACCAGAGCCAGCGUCUUGAGGAUCAGCGUACGGAGCCUCCUAUCCCGGUCGGAAUUCAAGGGCUGCUGGAUUUGCUGCUCUCAGCUCAAGGAACCCGGAUGGAAGACCAGCGCUCUGCACUCCCUCCGGGCCUCGCUGCCCCGCCCUUGCUAGGAAGACAGCCCUCCUUUCUCCAUGGAGUAUGAAACUCUGCCUUCCUUCACCAUUUGGGAGCUCAAAAAGAUUGUUUUGACGUGGUCAGAAGCUGGAACUGGGUUGACCUCAAAGUAUAGUUUGUGGAGACUGAGAAAUCAAACUUUGGUGUUGGAAAACUUUGUGCAGGAUAGGUACCACGCUUUGUGAGAAAAGGACUCCAGCAUAACCCAGCUUUGCAAAAGGGCUAAUUUUUACUGGCUAUGACAUGUAUGAGGUUCUUGAUGCUGUCUGAGCUUUGGUGUCUUUCUGGCAGACGUUUCAUUACCAGACUAGGUAACAUCAUCAGUGCUGGAAGGGAGCAGAGUUGACAGCUAUCCUUUCUAAUGCUCGAUGGAGACCCCUUCCAUCCUUCUCUGCCUCCUCCCUGCCAAAAGCCUAUAGUGGUAGUACAGGUACUCCGCGACUUAGAACCAUAACGGGGAUUGACAUUUCUGUCGCUAAGCGAAAUGGUCAUUAAGCGAGUCCUGCCUGAUUUUAUCUUUUUUUGCCAUAGUCACGAAGCAAAUCACACGGUCACUAAGCAAAUUUGGCUUUUUCCUCAUUGACUUUGCUAGCUGGAUGUCCCCUGGGAAGGUAAUCGUGUGACCCCAGGACUCUACAACUGUUGUAAUGGAAUGGCUUGCCUUUAGAUGUUGUGGGUGCUCCAUCACAGGAGGUUUUUAAGAAGAGAUUGGACAGACAUUUGUCCGGAAUAGUAAAAGGGGUUGGACUAGAAGACCUCCAAGGUCCCUUCCAAACAUACUACUAUGUAUUCUGUAAACAUGUUGGUUCCUAAGCACCCAAACUUUGACCACAUGACCCCAGAGAGGCUGCAAUGGUCAUAAGUCCUUUAUCAACUUUGGUCAUUAUCUAAAAUGAUUGCAAAUCAUUAGUACCUGUGUAUUUAGAGGGACAAUGAAAAGCCACAGCGGUGCCAUGGUUUUAACAGCUUAGCAGGGGUAGGCAACCUGGGCUCUUUUAUGACUCGUGGACUUCAACUCCCAGAAUUCCUGAGCCAGCAUGGCUCAGCUUGGAAACUCUCCCUUUCCCCUCAGCAUGGCUGGCUCAGGAAUUCUGGGAGUUGAAGUCCACGAGUCAUAAAAGAGCCAAGGUUGCCUAUCCCUGGUUUAGGGGCAGCGUGGAAAGGAACCUACUGCCCAUAAAGGGCGAGGGAAAAAUCUCUAUUUGCAAUAUACGGCAGUCUUACGAUGCUACAAGACUGUGGAUUUAAGCUUAGCAUGUUCAUCCCAAAAACACAAUGCACAAAAUCUCAGCUAACAUGCCCCUGCAGUGAAAGAGCUCUUAAGUUAAUUUUUUCUAAAUGAUUUGAUAUUUAGUGCAAUGUUUCUGAAGCUGGAGCACUCCAAUUGUCCCAUGCAAAGCCAUCCAAGGUAAGAGUUAAGAGAAAUAGUUCAACAGGUCUAGCAGCUUAGAACUUAUUUGAAAACAACAAAAUAACUGUAGCUGCUUUCAAUUUUUUUUUUUUUUUUUUGCAAAAAAAGAGACAGGUUGAUAGUCUUCUCAUUCUUAAAAUAUUAUGAAUCCUGUUUUAUUUAGGAACUUCAAGCGGGCUACGCUGGAUCCGGCCAUCAACCCAUGCAAACCAGCAUUCUGAGUCACGUAGUGGCCUAUUGACUGUGUUGAGGAAGCUCACAAGCCUAGAUUGGAGAGCCUUCUUCUCCUUUUUCUCCUUAGUCAUGGGACUUUUCAGACCUUGGGUCCCAUGGCAGUCUCUCACACAAUGUAUAGGUACGGAGUCCCUGCUGUGAGAUGGACAGCCAGAUAAAUUCUUUAAUAAUUAAACUAUAGGUACGUCCCAUUCCAAAUAUUGAACAAAACAAAAGAGCUGUCGAAAUUACAUACCGUAGUAUUCCUGUUUGGGGGGAAUACGGUGUUCAUGCACAACUUGGCUGCACAUAGGAAGUUUUAGAAUUUGUAAAAUUUGAAGGGGAGGCAUUAGAACGGGAUUGUGCAACCUCGCCAACUUUAAGAUGCGUGGACUUCAACUCCCAGAAUUCCGCAGCCAGCCUGGGUAGCUAGGAAUUCUGAGAGUUGAAGUCCACAAGUCAUAAAAGGGCCAAGUUUGAAGACCCCCUACUCUAAUUCAAUGCAAUGUAUUGCAUGCAAUUCAGUUUUUUGUUUGUAGCAAUGUUUCUCAACCUUGGCAACUUUAAAAUGUGUGGACUUAAAUUCCCAGCUGAAGUCCAGACAUCUUGAAGUCGCCAAGGUUGAGACAAUCUCUAUUAGAAUUAACAUGGGAGAUAUUAGGUAUAUCUCAGCACCUCCUAUGUUCCGAAAUCCUAUUCUACAGUCUGCCAAACUCCAACACCUUUGGAGUAUAAUUCCCCAAAUUCAGGCUGGUGUUGUCCCGAUUUAUCUGGAUCAGUGGUUCUCAACCUGUGGGUCGGGACCCCAUUUGGGGUCGAACGACCAUUUCACGGGGGUUGCCAAACAACGCAGUCCGCCAUUUUUUCCCCCUUUUCCUUAGCUGUGCUACUCCC